This is a messenger RNA of Manihot esculenta (cassava), 1425 nucleotides long. RefSeq names its product cysteine proteinase RD21A. The record is from RefSeq and is a predicted model, not a curated record. Bases 247 to 1410 code for a protein of 387 amino acids. The transcript is spliced from 4 exons. Gene Ontology annotation, molecular function: cysteine-type endopeptidase activity. NCBI's taxonomy places the organism in Eukaryota, Viridiplantae, Streptophyta, Magnoliopsida, Malpighiales, Euphorbiaceae. Gene Ontology annotation, cellular component: lysosome.
ACUCCAACACCCAACCCCGUGACCUUGCGUGACAAGAGACAUCUCCUAUUUCAACGCAGCUUCGUCCUUGUCCAUCUUCUCUGUCAAUCUCAUUUCGUUAACUGAUUCUUCUACACUGCAACCUCUGCCUCUUGAUUCUCCAUAUAUAUAUAUAUAUAUACACACACACACGCAACGCAACCUUCUAUAUAAACACUCCAAUACCCACAUCGCCAACUAAGCCGUAUCACCAGCCAUUCCUCAGCCAUGGAUUCUCCUCGGAGGUCUCUCGCCAUGUUGAUCACGCUCUCGUUGCUUUCAGUUUCGCUUGCCUUGGACAUGUCCAUUAUUGAUUACAAUAUCAGGCAUGGACAAAACCCACUACCAGAAAGAAGCGAUGCUCAAAUCCAAAGAAUGUACGAGAUGUGGUUGAUGAAACAUGGCAAAGCUUAUAAUGCUUUGGGGGAGAAGGAGAAGCGGUUUGAGAUCUUUAAAGAUAAUCUUAGAUUCAUCGACGAACAUAACUCCGUGAACCGGACUUACAAGGUUGGUUUGAACCAGUUUGCCGAUCUGACCAACGAGGAGUACAGGGCCAAAUUCUUGGGUACGAGGAUGGAGAGGAAGAAUAGAUUGGGAGCGGGCAGGAGCCAGAGGUAUUUGUUCAAUAAAGGAGAUGAUUUGCCGGAGAAGGUUGACUGGAGAGAGAAAGGAGCUGUUGUCCCUGUCAAGGAUCAAGGCCAGUGUGGGAGUUGCUGGGCUUUCUCAACUAUUGGUGCAGUAGAAGGGAUAAACCAGAUUGUAACCGGUGACCUAAUCUCUCUGUCAGAGCAGGAGUUAGUGGACUGUGAUACAUCUUAUAACCAGGGAUGCAAUGGAGGUCUCAUGGACUAUGCCUUUGAAUUUAUUAUCAAGAAUGGUGGAAUUGAUACAGAAGAAGAUUACCCUUACAAGGCUACUGAUAACUUGUGUGAUCCAAAUAGGAAAAAUGCUAAGGUAGUUACUAUUAAUGGAUAUGAAGAUGUUCCUGAGAAUGAUGAGAAUUCGUUGAAGAAGGCUGUAGCACAUCAACCAGUUAGCAUUGCCAUAGAAGCUGGUGGCAGGGCUUUCCAGCUCUACCAAUCGUUUGCCUUUGAUGAUAUUCAGCAGCAAGAGGAAUAUUUGGUUUUAUGGCCUCUGAGAGAGAAGUUUUCAGUCGCUCAAGACCCUUACACCUAUCUGUUGUUGAUUGGUAGGUUCUCACGGUAUUUCAAUAUACCUUUCUUUUCACAGGAGAGAGAGAGAGAGGGAGUUUCUCGUUCAACUUUAAUAAUUUUAAGGUACAAAUAUUCUAGAUUUUUUGCAAUUCUCAAUGUAAUAUGGAGGAAGUACCAUGCCAUAGUUUUUUUUUUCUUUUUUUUUUUCAUUAUUUUUAUAUUAUUUAGUUGGAACUAAAUGUUGCUACUGAGA